AUGUCAGAGGCAGAAGACACAACACCGGAAGUGGGUUACCUCGACGGCAAUGCGCCCAAGGUAAUCAACAAUGACAGCAUUUACCUCAUGCUAGGACUGGCUGUUGCAAUCGCCAUGGGCUGGAUAUUGGACAAAUCGUCGACUUUCAAGCGCUUCAACGCAAAGAACCGAGAGCCUUUCUGGGUGCUGCUGCUCGUUUUGGUCAGCUAUGGGUACCUAAUCCCAGGAUUAGUGGAAGUUCUCUUUAGCUUCAAUCUUGUCUUUGAUACUGGGUCUGGCGGAUUCUUCGGCAUUGGACCUGGAGCUGGAUUCAACGACGCGCCGCCAACCACAGAAACCAUGCUGGGAUUGGUCAAGCUGUUGUGGAAAACGGGCUCUCCUCUUGGUGCGGUUCUCGUGGUCUUCUAUGCGAUUGCCAUUCCUGUGACGAAGCUGCUGCUGCUUCUCGUUGGCAACCUGAUCCAAAAGGACUUGCCGACUGCCUCGAGAAGGUGCAUACAAUGUGUCCAGAACAUUUCCAAGUGGGCUUGCCCUGACAUGUUUGCCUACAUCCUGCUAAUGCAUCUUGUGAAAUCAUUGGCCCGACCGCCAUACCUGGUGGCAAAUGGAAGACUUGAUCUCGGCUUUACAUGCUUCAGUCUCUUUUGUCUUGGCUCCACCAUUGCGGCACUGGGCAUCCGCGUUCCAGAUCGCGAGCAUGGAUGCUUCCAGCAACUGGGCAAGGUGCUGACUCCCAAGCGGCUUCUGCUGGGGGUCAGUGUCCUCUUCGUACUGUUCGCUGUGCCAUUCUUCUGGGGCCUCAAUCAGACAGUCAUGGGUCUAAAAGUGGGCAAGCUGGACCCUAUGAUUGAGAUGACGUUGUCUUGGGUGGGCCUGACGCGGGAGAAGCUGAAGUCGGACGUCAGUGUCAUGAACUGUUUGGCUGGACUUGCCCUUGAGAUCUCUCAUGGCGAGGUCAACAGCCUCAUUGGCUUUCUCAUGUUUUCCGUAUUCGUGAUUGGGAUGACAUUGCUGGACAUGCUGGUCCUGCUGUGGAUCUCCAUCGCUGCUUGGAGAGGCCGCCCUGCGACUCGCUGGAUGCAGCUGUCGUGGGUUCUGAAGAAGCUGUCAAUGGUUGAUGUUACAUGCAUGGGCGUCCUGAUCGUGACAAUGUGCAUGGCAAUGUACAGGCAGUAUGUGAUUGUCGACAUGGGCUUUGGACAGUGGCUUUUGGUGACUUCCGAGGUGGUCCACUACAUCACCUACUACACUGUGAAAGGCUUUACAGAAGUCCAUGAAAAGCUCGAUCUGGGGAACCCGAUGCAGGGAGAUGAGGAAGAGGAGGAGACAGACCUGUCCUCCAGCGCCAGCACCAGUGUGGAGGAGGAUCAUGCCUGGCUCUGA
Molecule: messenger RNA, 1383 nt
Organism: Symbiodinium pilosum
Lineage: Eukaryota; Dinophyceae; Suessiales; Symbiodiniaceae
Source: the annotation of a GenBank genome assembly